This is a messenger RNA of Lactuca saligna, 2074 nucleotides long. NCBI's taxonomy places the organism in Eukaryota, Viridiplantae, Streptophyta, Magnoliopsida, Asterales, Asteraceae. The record is from the annotation of a GenBank genome assembly.
AUGACCUUCCCUCAAUCUGUUCUCUCUGUUCAAUCGAUUCGCUGGUUUUGCUCGACUCCCGCUCACGCCGACCAUCAAUGUUCAAUCAUCGACCAUUGCCAUAACUAUAUGUCUUUAUCAUCAAAUCUUUAUCGAAGGUUUAAUCGAAGGUUCAUCUGUUACGUAAGUCUUUAUCGAUGUUCGUAUCACAUAACCCUCCCUCAAUCUGUUCUCCCUAUUCAAUCGAUUCGCUGGUUUUGCUCGACUCCCGCUCACGCCGACCAUCGAUGUUCAAUCAUCGACCAUCGCCAUAACUAUAAGUCUUUAUCAGCAAAUCUUUAUCGAAGGUUUAAUCGAAGGUGUUUGGGGGAAGUAAGGAAGCUGGCAGCUGGUGGGGGCCACUCUGCUAUAUUAACAGAUGCGUGUUCAUUGAAAGAGUUGUGUGAGUUUCAAAUUGCAGACUGUGUGACACCAUGGACUGCUUCUAUUUCUAUGAUUGUGGAUGUUGCAUAUCGAACUGGUUCAGAUGCUUUGGUUCGUCUUUGUGAGAGGUUAAGGCGGAGCAACCGCGAGUGCGGGUCCGGUUUAGGAUGUGGGUCCGGAUUUGGCGAUCCAGCGGCAUUAGAAGAAUGUAAUCAGUUGGCAUACAUGUUUUGGGUUCAAGGUUAUAAGCUCAAUGAUGCACUCAGUCUACUCCUGGUAAUUUAUGACCAUUUUGAUAUGUGUAGAAAGAAGAUUGUGCUUCUCAUGCUACUCUUACUGUUAUGCAGCACCCUAGUCGUCAAACCACAAGGUCUUCUUCAAGAUCUCUUGAUCACUCCGAUCAACCACAAUCGGACCACAUUUCCUAAUGAAGAAGCUGAUGAUUCAUUAUUAGCGUCUUCUUCUUCUUCUUCUUCUUCUUCUUCUUCAUUCAUGCAGCUCAUCUCAUCCUCUCUACACCCCACUUUUCCAUGCUUAGAAGAAACUAUCUUUCCCACGCUACCAAAUCUUGACAACUUCACACAAAUAUACGGAUAUGAAUACGAUGAUAUACCAACAUCAAUGGUUUCAGUCCAAGAAACGUUCCCAACACUGGUGGAUUCUGAUAAAAUGGUUCAUGAUGAUGAGCAUCAAAUCCAGAAUGUUUUUAGUGAGGAAAAGAAGAGCAAAUCUAAGAAGGUUGAAGGGCAGCCUUCCAAGAAUUUAAUGGCAGAAAGACGAAGAAGAAAACGGUUAAACGAUCGUCUUUCAAUGCUCAGAUCAAUUGUUCCUAGAAUUAGCAAGAUGGAUAGGACAUCAAUACUUGGGGAUACGAUAGAGUAUAUGAAAGAUCUACUCGAAAAGAUUCAUAACUUGAAUCCUGAUUCGAAUAGCUUGAACUUGAUGGGAGUCUCACAAUUAUCACAAGCUAAGUAUCCAACAAAGUUUGAAGUAGAGAGGAGAAACGAGGAUACCCGUAUUGAGAUCUGUUGUUCAACAAAACCGGGAUUGGUGUUAUCAACGGUGAACACACUUGAAACAUUAGGCCUAGACAUUCAACAAUGUGUCAUGAGUUCUUUCAGUGAUUUUUCCGUUGAAGCUUCUUGUUUUGAGGCACAGAAAAAUCGGGAGAUGAUGAGUUCAGAAGAAAUUGAGCAGAUAUUAUUCAGAAAUGCAGGUUAUGGAGGAAGAUGUCUCUAAAGAAGCAUGGGUGAAAAAUAAGAUCUACAAGUUCUACUCUUGUUAAUUAGCAUGAAUGUGUUUUUCGGAAUUUUUUUUGUUGGUUUCCAACUUUGCAAUUAUUAAUUUAGUUAUGAACAGCACAUAGUACUCCACUCCAGAUUCCAAAAAAAUUUAAUAUGAAGACAUAAUAUUCCCUUUAUAAUAAAGGUACAAAGAUGCAAGUUUGAGUAGAAGAAUUGAAUUUGCAAUUUACAAGAGACAUGAAUGUUUAUGGGCCCUACCCAUGAAGAGAAAGAAUGUUGUCAGGUUAUGAUUUUAUAUGGAAUAUGUUUAGUUUUUAUUUAUUGAUGUACCGGGUAUACGGCACAUAUUAAUUAAUAUAUAUGAAGUGGUACGUAUGUUGACUAGAAAUUGCAUAGGGUACAUAUGACUUAUUUGUCAAGAUACAGUG